UAUGGUGUAGGGAGGCCAGAUGACGUCUGGAUAAAAAGGAAACCUGACAAUGUUUCUCCAAAGACUUCACCAAUCAUUGUCAAGGAAACAGUCAUCUGGACAGAAGGAAGGGGGCGAACACUAAAACGACAUGGUAAAGUACCAGCAAUACCGGACAAUAAAUCUAAUAAUCAUGAAGAUGAGAAUCAUUAUAACACAAUCAACGAAAUUGAAAUGAUUGAUCUAGAAGAUGUGGAAUCUGAAAAAAAGGAGGUUUAUCGAAAGAAGAAUAGUGCAUCAGACGUUACAGUGUAUGAUGUGAAUACACGGUCGAAAGAAGGAAUGAAUAGUACAUGUUUAGAAUAUAGUGAAAUGGUGAAAAUCUUUCGAAGGUUGAUUGUUCAAAACGUGCAUGUUGAAGACGUCUUACCAUCUUUACAAUUUCUUGAGAACCAUGACGAUAUAUAUGAAGAAAGAAAUAGUUCUCCUAAAAACGCUGUACAGUUCCUAUUGGACGAGUUGAAGAAAAGUGAAGAACCUGGGAAAUGGCAAAAAUUUAUUGAUGCAUUAAGGGUUACUGGCAUGUAUUUAUGA
Ruditapes philippinarum (Manila clam) is the source of this 573-nucleotide messenger RNA. RefSeq lists its product as uncharacterized. The transcript has 5 exons. The record is from RefSeq and is a predicted model, not a curated record. Lineage: Eukaryota; Metazoa; Mollusca; Bivalvia; Venerida; Veneridae. Bases 214 to 573 code for a protein of 119 amino acids.